Messenger RNA from Athalia rosae (coleseed sawfly), 1984 nucleotides. It is a transcript of the gene AspRS, whose product is annotated as aspartate--tRNA ligase, cytoplasmic. Gene Ontology annotation, molecular function: RNA binding; aspartate-tRNA ligase activity; ATP binding. The record is from RefSeq and is a predicted model, not a curated record. Gene Ontology annotation, cellular component: cytoplasm; cytosol; aminoacyl-tRNA synthetase multienzyme complex. The coding region runs from base 279 to 1874 and encodes 531 amino acids. The transcript is spliced from 13 exons. Gene Ontology annotation, biological process: aspartyl-tRNA aminoacylation. Lineage: Eukaryota; Metazoa; Arthropoda; Insecta; Hymenoptera; Athaliidae.
AAUGGAGGCAUUCCUGGAUCAGCACCUUUUCUAAAACCUGCAAAAGAAAAAGAUAGCACAUCGAAAUUGUGAUGUGGUGUCAUAUGUAUGUACCUACGUACUGCUACACCCUGGCAAUAAUUUUGAGGAAAUCUUUCACGAGUUAAAAGUCGACAGGCGAAUACAGGUAUACGUCGAAAUCCUAAUUUUUGUCCGAAAUCUGUAUCGGAAGAGCUACCAGUCAUCGCUCGGUUGUUCCGAUACGUGUGUAUAAAUUGCUUCUACGACUCAUUAGUGUAAUGGGUGAAAACAAGCCAGAGGAAGCUGAGUGCAAGGGGGGAGAAAUUUCGAAAAAUGCACUCAAGAAGCGACAAAAAGAUGCAAAGAAAGCUGCGGUCAAGGCUGAACGACAAUCUCAGCUGCAAUUUGUUCAGCAAGCUUAUGACGAUGAGGACAUAUCGGCUGGAAAAUAUGGUCAGUUUGGAAUUAUUCGGAGUGAAGAAAAACAUGAAGACAGAGUAUUUAUUCAUAUUAAAGAACUGAAUCUAAAUCUUGUUGAUCAGACUAUCUGGUUGAGAGGUCGUCUUCAUACCAGUAGAGCCAAGGGAAAGCAGUGUUUUUUAAUACUGCGGGAGCAAUCUUAUACCGUUCAAGGGCUUGUUGCUGUAAAUGAUGAAAUCAGUAAACAAAUGGUCAAGUUUGCUUCAAACAUUACAAAAGAAUCAAUUGUUGACGUCGAAGCCAUUGUUAAAAAGGUAACCAAGAUUGAGUCUUGCACACAAAAAGAUGUGGAAUUGCAUAUCAAGCAAAUAUUCACUGUGAGUCCAGCAAAGGCUCAGCUACCUCUGCAAAUCGAAGAUGCAUCGAGAUCUGUCAAGGUGGAGGAGUCCGAAGGACCGAACAUAAAAGUGAACCAAGAUACUCGUCUCGACAACCGAAUUCUGGAUCUGCGUACUCCAGCAAACCAAGCUAUAUUUAGGGUAGAAGCUGGUGUCUGUAAACUUUUCAGAGAUAUUCUGACUCAAAAGGGGUUUGUUGAAAUUCACACUCCUAAAAUUAUAUCUGCAGCCAGCGAAGGAGGAGCCAAUGUUUUUACUGUAUCGUAUUUCAAAGGCUCUGCUUAUUUGGCACAGUCUCCUCAACUUUAUAAGCAAAUGGCUAUUGCAGCAGACUUUGACAAAGUAUUUACCGUUGGAGCUGUAUUCAGGGCAGAGGAUUCCAACACCCACAGGCAUUUGACUGAGUUUGUUGGACUUGAUUUGGAAAUGGCAUUUAAGUAUCAUUAUCACGAAGUCCUUAAUACCAUUGGAGAAACUUUCACCGAAUUGUUCAAGGGACUGCGUGAUCAAUACGCUGCUGAAAUUGCUACUGUUAAUGAGCAGUUCCCUGUCGAGCCAUUCACGUUUUUAGAUCCUCCGUUAAGAUUAGAAUUUCCUCAAGCGAUCAGUUUGUUAGCUGAAGCUGGUGUCAAAAUAGGCCCAGAAGACGACUUAUCCACUCCCGACGAAAAAUUAUUGGGCAAGAUCGUUAAGGCUAAAUACGAUACGGACUUUUAUAUACUGGAUAAAUAUCCCCUAGCUGUUCGCCCUUUCUAUACUAUGCCGGAUCCUAAUAAUCCACGUGCAUCAAAUUCUUACGACAUGUUCAUGCGCGGGGAAGAGAUCAUUUCUGGUGCUCAACGAAUUCAUGACCCUGAUUUUCUGACUGAGAGAGCAAAAAUACACAACAUAGAUAUUGAAAAAAUAAAAGCGUACAUCGAUGCGUUCAGAUUCGGCUGUCCACCUCACGCAGGUGGUGGUAUUGGGAUGGAACGGGUCGUGAUGCUGUAUCUUGGCCUCGACAAUAUUCGAAAGACAUCAAUGUUCCCACGCGAUCCUAAACGCUUGUCACCUUGAGUCAUAUCACAAAAAUAACCUCUAUCGUUCCCUAAAGAGUCGACAGGGCAGAAUAUUUGGAAAUGUAACAAAGUACGAGUGAUUUUAAUAUAUGCAACUCGUUCACUAUA